CUCCGUCCUGGAACUAAGCAUACCAACAUUGUGUACUGUUUUAACGAGACAGUCGAUUUGUUUUGGUGAAUGAUUUUUGUGAUAAAUUCCUAGUUUUCAACCAUAUUUCUUAACCGCUCGCGUGUUUUAUUGAGUGUGGAGUGCCCUUGUUCUGGACCGAUGUGGAACAUCUGGAUCAGAAAUGGAGCAGUUGUCAUUUUGGGAAGAAUCAACCAUACCUAAUCAACAUAAAUAUGAUAACAUCAAUGGGUCUAACACGUCCCGGUCCGGUACCCCCCACUUCAAGGAGGAACAACAGUCCGUCUACCGUUACUGCGACUCAGUGACUGGGAAUCUCAACUUUUCCACUGUCGCCACCAGCGAGGACGAUGACUACAAUUAUAACAAGAAAAAAAUGUCGAGGGACCCAAUGUCUCACAGGAUCAUCGAGAAGCGAAGGCGCGACCGCAUGAACAACUGUCUCGCCGACCUGAGUCGCCUCAUCCCUACAGAUUACAUGAAGAAGGGCCGUGGCCGUAUCGAGAAGACCGAGAUCAUCGAGAUGGCUAUCAAGCACAUGAAACAUCUGCAGGACCAUCAUGCUAAUUGUCACCUAGGGAGUUAUGAACCGGACCAUCAUCAAAGUAUCGAGUCAGAAGAGUCAUAUUCGCCACCGGAAAGUAACACGUCAAAGAUUUCCUCCGUAGUCCUUCCGACCCAUGAGAACAUAACAUUACUGGAAGUGAAUGGAAAUUCCCCCCAGAUCAUAGAGGAGAACUACAAGAUUGGCUACAAUGAGUGCCUCUCAGAAGCCAUGCACUUCCUGGUCGAGUUGGAGGGUCAUGUCAGUACCUCGCCCUUGUGCGUGAAGUUCAUCAGUCAUCUACAGAGACAUUACGACAAAUUCAUUAAAGGAGGAAGAUUGAACGGACCCCGAGUCCACAACGGAACCACCAGCUCAUCGUCUGUGGGCAGUAAAGAACGCAGUUCAGGCUCAGGCUCAGGCUCGGGUUCCGGCUCGAGUAGUGAUGGUGGGGAACGGCCGCCACUGAACAUGGUCGACGACAACUACUACACCAGUGCUAGCCAGCUGCGAGACAUUCUCACCAGUAACAACCACUCGCAAAACAGAUUAAAGAUGGUGCCUGAGCCGCCGUCGCCACCCAACUCUGUGAAUGGUGCAUCAUCACACACCGAGAGCCACAUGUCAGGGUCGUUGUACAAGUUUAAAAACAACAUCAAGCAGAGAUUCAGUGCUGAACACUCGGUGAAUAUCGAACAGUCCCAUCCUCUAGCACUGAAGCGGCGGAGAUCAGAUGACCGAGAGACAUUGUCCAUCCCUUCCCCACCACCUGUAAAGUACCAUCAACCUCUCAGCCCCUCCUCCCCCUCUCCGCCAACCGUUUUCCCCGGGGUACCGAUAUUCGCAUUGCAUUCCAAGUGCGGCUUUUACAUACCUCUGACUGUCGAUCACCACGUACUCGCGCCAUUCCUGCCGGAUCUCGGCACUCUAGACACCAACCUCUCCUCCGUAGUCCUGCACCCUGUCACGAUAUCUGUCAACUUCCACCAGAGCAUCUCCAGGCCGCUCAAGCAGACUCCGUUCUACCCCCAGUCCCCUCCCGGUUGGAGCCCCUCACAGAACAACUACCUGGUCUUGCCCAAGUGGCCCACGUGUGCUCCGGAAAGAAACUGAUGGUCUCAUCCCAGUAACCACAACAAAACAAUCGGUGUGAGAAUAAGGCUUCUCUUCCACCUUCUGGCAGAUUAUGGAGGAUGAUACCUUGGUCAUGUUCCACGUUUCCUCGAACUCGGCCAUACAGACCUCCAGGAACUCCGGGGUCAGCUGACCAGCUGUGUCUUUUCUCUGCUAAUCUCGCACACCAGAAUGUGUAUCCUGCAGUAGCAGAUGUUGGUGCCUCACUAACCGACUUCUGACCCAAAAGUUGGGUCAGAAAUAUCCGUGACACAUUAGGAUGUGGAUCAGAUGAAAGUCUGCCUGCUCUUGUUUUCUUCCCAGCCAUAUUUGGUUAUAUUUAAAUUUUACCAAGUAAAUUACAUCACAUAAUGUACCUGUAGAGUUAUUGAGAUAUAAAUGUGUCAUUAAAUAUUUCAUUGUAAGGCAGCUACAGGUUGAUUUGUAUUUGUAUUUCUACAACUUGUAAAAAUAAAUUGAAUAACAAAUCAUUUUCCAUGUUAGUAAUAAUGUUGUAUUUUAUAGAGCUUACAUAAUACAAAUUAAUUUGCAUAAUAUUUUAAGUACAUAAAGGCCAUGAUAUUGUCACUGUAACCCUUGAGUUGUGCUACUCAUAUUGAACUGUUUCUAUGACUCAUAGAACUCUCCAGCUGUAAUCUUGAUAGCAAAAUUGUCAUUCCUGCAUCUAGUUUUAGUUCAACCAAAACCUUUCUAUCUACUGAACGGAAUUGAAUACUUCUUUAUUUAUUAUAUUUUUCAAUAUCAAAUACAUCUUAAACUAAAUUAAACAUCAAUACAGAACAUAGUAAUAGAAAAUUAUAUAUUUGUCAUUCAUAUAGUCUUGAACAUCUUUACGUUACAAACAAAAUAGAAACAUAUGCAACAGAAGAGUUACUGUAUCAUUAGUUAUAUAAGCUAAUUCAUUACUUAAACAUGCAUUGUCAUUUUACACGAUUAAAAAUCUAUGCAAUAUAAAUUAAUGUAUGUUUACGGCUUUUCUCACGAUAAUUUGUAAUUGCACAUUAGCGAUUGAACCAAAUGUAUUACUUUAACAACCUUCAAAUUACUUGACUUAACAUUUUAAGUCCACCUUUGUAUCUUUUGAAAGAUCUAAUCUCAAUGGUGCUGUGAUGUUUGUAAAUAACUGCGACUCCCUGUGCCUCUAAUUAAAAGAAACACUGUUGAAUUUUUAAAUAAUUAUAUUAUUGUGUUUAUUGUUGUUGUUUAUCGACUGAUAAAAUAUUGUAUAGUUAUGAUGUUUGUAUAUAUUGGACAUUCAUGUGUAGGAUAUUAAGUUAUGAAAUAAAUAUGUUAUUAUUUGCAA
This is a messenger RNA of Homalodisca vitripennis (glassy-winged sharpshooter), 2999 nucleotides long. RefSeq names its product transcription factor cwo (gene cwo). The record is from RefSeq and is a predicted model, not a curated record. Bases 182 to 1675 code for a protein of 497 amino acids. Gene Ontology annotation, molecular function: protein dimerization activity; RNA polymerase II cis-regulatory region sequence-specific DNA binding; DNA-binding transcription factor activity, RNA polymerase II-specific. Gene Ontology annotation, cellular component: nucleus. Gene Ontology annotation, biological process: regulation of circadian rhythm; anterior/posterior pattern specification; regulation of transcription by RNA polymerase II. The transcript is spliced from 8 exons. NCBI's taxonomy places the organism in Eukaryota, Metazoa, Arthropoda, Insecta, Hemiptera, Cicadellidae.